This is a messenger RNA of Fusarium vanettenii 77-13-4, 1362 nucleotides long. RefSeq lists its product as uncharacterized. The record is from RefSeq and is a predicted model, not a curated record. The transcript is spliced from 5 exons. Lineage: Eukaryota; Fungi; Ascomycota; Sordariomycetes; Hypocreales; Nectriaceae. Bases 1 to 1362 code for a protein of 453 amino acids.
AUGGUACCUCUGUUCACGCUUCUGGCCUGGUCCGCCUUCACGUUGCCGGCCUCAUCUCUCAAACUCUGGAAGACUCCUGGAAGUAUUGCCACGACAGUACCUGCAAGAUGUCGAGCUGCUUUGAGUUCUGAGCUUGAGUGCGGGCCUCGACUGGUCCGUCCAGCUGAGCUUGAGACCCUCGGAUCUCUCACAGAGACUCUUUUGACUCAUUACUGCAAUUCGACUUGCGCCACUUCCAUGAAGGCCUGGGUCGAAAAUGUCGACAAAAACUGCGGCUCCAAGCACCAUGACUGGGGGUUCAACAUCUCAAGGUCUGGAAACGAUAUCGCGAAGCCAUUGUACUGGGCCCAUCAAGCCUCCUGUAUCACAGACAAGGAGGGCGGGGAAUUUUGCAUUCCCAAGAUUGCCAAUCGAACAGUGGAAAGGUGUAGUGAUUGUACACUCAAGUACCUAGCCUCCUUUGUCGGUAACGAUUACGCCCCCGAAGUCAUUGAAGAUGUCGGAUUCUCGAAACUUCUGACUUCUUGCUCGGCGGAUGCAACCAGGUAUCCGCAUUCAACAGCAACAGAAACAAUUCCUGAUCCCGUGUCGACGACAGAGCCGGUGAGGGAAUGCCGCGGCACUACCCACACUGUCAAGCCUGGCGACGACUGCGACUCGAUUGCGAACGCCUUUGGGAUCGCAAUAGACCGUUUCCAGACCGAGAAUGGCAUUGAUACAAAGUGCCAGUCUAUGAAACAAGGCGACCAGGUCUGCAUCGGAUUGAGUUGCGAUUUGCGUCAGGUUCAGUCGAACGAAACUUGCAAGGACUUCAUUCGUGAAUACAACUUCUCAUUGACAGAAUUUCUCUCCUGGAAUCCCAUUAUUCACUCUUCAUGCAAUAAUUUUGCAUCACUAAGGGGCAGAACCAUCUGUGUUGGCCCUCCUGGUGAAGGCAGCUACAAAGGCCCUCCUCGAGUCACAUGGGCGACCUCCAAAACCGUGCCGCCAGGCGUGUGGGAGCCGGCAUCAACGAUUGGAAGGGACGCGCCCAACAGAACAGACACGGAUUCCUUCAGAAUCCCAACCGUUACGAUCACAGGCAACCCUGCAGCGAUGACCAACUAUGAUAAGUAUGUUAAGUGGUGCCCGUUUGAUGAUGGGGCCUACGAGAAGGCUUUCGCCGUAGAGGAACUAGAUGAGGAGUGUCGGGAGAUUCUUGAGCCCUACUGUGAACCAGAAGCAGUCGGUGAGCCACUUCCAAGCCCAACAUUUCCCUCAAAAUGUCUUCCUUCGACGGCAUCGACUUCAACAUCUUAUCAAGUUGUCGCGGGAAAGAGUUCGCAGACGACGGGUAGAACGAGCAGCCCUACAAACUAUUAG